UGCAGAACCAGCGAUCGUGCUUGAUCUCCACGCGGCAACGGCGGCAUGAGCAAUGACAUCAGUCUUAUCAACGGCGGCUACGGGCCUGUCCGUGGGGGUGGCCUUGUGGAAACGGUAGACGAUGACUUUGACGGAUACGACGACGAUGACACGGUGAACACGUCCGCGAUUAUCUUACAUCCGACGCAAGGUGCGACGACGUCGACGGUCGCGACAUCCACUCAUUCGUCGUGGAAUUAUACCAUCGAGCCGCAACUGUUCCGCGGACUAAGCAACCAAGGGGCGACGUGCUACAUGAAUUCCCUUCUUCAAUCGUUGUACAUGACACCUGAAUUUCGCCACCAAUUGUACCAGUCCGUGACAACGCGGGACCAUGACGACGCGACGGACCUCGAGACGAACAUCCCAUUCCAACUGCAAAAGCUGUUUGCCCACCUCCAACUCAACAAGGAACGGAAAGCAAUCGACACGAAGGCGUUGACGAAGAGCUUUGGGUGGAAUUCGUCGGACGUAUUCCAACAACACGACGUCCAAGAGCUGUGUCGUGUGCUGUUCGACGCGCUGGAAGAAUCGCUCAAGGGCACCCCGACCGAACAUUUGGUCAACGACUUGUACCAAGGCCAAUUGAAAGACUAUGUGCAAUGCGCGAGCUGCGGCAACGAGAGCAGUCGCCUCGACAACUUUCUCGACCUGAGUUUGGUCAUCCGGCCGUUCGGGUCGACGCAGAUGAUGCAAAGUGUCGAGGAAGCGAUCGAAUACUUUUUGAAGCCCGAGGUGCUGUCGGGCGAAAACCAGUGGGACUGCUCCAAGUGCGCCAAGAAGCAGGACGCGAUCAAGGGGCUCAAGUUCUCCAAGCUCCCGUACUUGCUAGCGCUGCAGCUCAAGCGUUUUGACUUUGACUACACAACGUUCAACCGCAUCAAACUGAACAACGAAGUGCGCUUCCCCAAGUACCUGAACAUGAACACGUAUGUCCACGACACGAAGGGCGGCGUGAUCGCGCGCAAGAUGUCCCUCGAGCGACAGGAACUCAAUGACAGGCGUGAAGACGACAGCGGAAGCGACCGCCUCACCGCCGACGCGACGUCCCCCACGUCCGUCGGUGGCUCGCUGCCUUCGUCCCCUACGAAUGCGCCGUUCGACGAGAACGACGACGACGAACCUCUUCAAGACACGUGGAACCCCGAUUACGACGUCGAUGCAGUCAUCCAAUCGACGGGGCCGUUUGUGUACGAGCUCUUUUCGGUCCUGAUCCACUCGGGCAGCGCCAUGGGGGGCCACUACUACGCGUACAUCAAGUCGUUUGAGGAUGGCAACUGGUUCAACUUUAACGAUUCCACCGUGAGCAGAAUCACGGAAGCCGAGGUCCGGACGGCGUGGGGGCCCAAGGCCCAGCCAGCAGGCACCAUGUCGUAUGGAGGCUACCGCUUGUCUGGCAGCACGUCUGCGUACAUGUUGAUGUAUCGUUUGGUGGACCGCAGCCGCAAUCGAGCAGGGAUCGCGGACUCGCAAGUGCCAUCGUUUCUGAAGGACUUGAUCUUGGAUGACGAAGCCAAGCGGGUCGAACGGGAGAAGGAGCGCGAAGAAAAGGCUCGGUUGAUCAUGCUCAAGGUGUUUUGCGACGACGCAACGUUCAAGACGAUGCACAUUUCGAAACUUACGCCGCUCCAAGAAGUGACAGAGAAAGCGUGCGUCUUGUUCGACCACAUUACGUACCACCCCGACUUGGUUCGGCUGCGAAGCUACAGCGACUACACCAAGAUGCCCCAGGACACGUACACGGGAAGGGAGCAGUGUAGCCUCAUGCAACUACAACUGUACACGCACAGCUGCCUGUACCUGGAAGUGCGCCAGUCGGUGGACGAACCGUGGGUCGAAUACGACGGAACAGCGUUGCAGCUUGUCGUCCGCAAGUACGAGCCGCACCCGACGCCCCACUUUUCAACCCCCCCUUACAACUUACAGAUCUCGGACCGCGCGACCGUCAGCGAUCUUGUUGACGUUCUCAGCACCAAGUACGGCCUGUCGCGGUCACAGUGCCGCGUGCUGCACAUGAGCUCAAACGGGUACUGGAACAUCCAAACGAGCAUCUUGAACCCGGCCGACGAACCCAUGUAUAUGCAGCGCACGCUGCAGCAUGACAUUCGAUUGCGUCACGGCAGCGAGGUGUACGUGGAAGCAUGCCCAAGCCUGGAUACGUGGAGCGACGCCAAGGACCUAUUUGAGACGAAGGCGCACGAAAUAACUAUCCAGGUCAAGUGCAAGGAAAAGGCGAUAUCGAGUCGCGUCAAACGUGCCUCGGUCGACGGCGGCCAGCCGGCAGUGCCGAUCGCCGACACCGUGACAUGGCCAUUCGUGGUGGAUCGCCGAGACAAUCUCCGCGUCCUCAAGGAUAGACUAGCACUGUUCCUCGACAUGCCGAUCGACACGUUCAAGCUGUUUCGCGGAUCGGAGCAAGCGCAGGAGCUCAAGGACCUUGACACGUCGUUCAAAAACUUGACGUUGAUGGACAACUCGACGUUGUUGGUCGCAGGUGGCCGGCCGCUAAAAGCGAACGAGUUUCAUGUCCAGAUCAAGUGGUACCAGCCGAAGCAAACCCCGACGACGACAGAAAGCGCACCGGCGUCGCCGACAUCAGCCGACCAAACGCCGUCGCCGCGACUUUUUCUCGAUGGGGGGACGACUGCAGGGGAACUAACGUGGCUGACGACGCUGAUUGUGUCGAUGGACACCGCCGUCGACGACCUCCGUGCGUCCGUCCGCGCCGCGUUUGAUGGAAAGGGCAUUGCCGCCCCAUACAUUCGCCUCCGCGACUUCGCCAACAAUCGCAUGAGCAUGGUGCUCGCCGACGGCUUCCCACUCAAGAAUGCGUCCAACCUGACGCUGUACGAGAACCGCCAGUUUGUCGUAGAGAUCUUGCCCGCCCCCGAGCACCUCCCCCGCCAUCACAUGUUGUACUAUGUGACCGUGUUCGACCGCGCGACUUUCACAUUUGGAUCACGCCACGAAGUCGUGUUUGCCACCCGCCAUGACACCGAGCACUGGAUGGACGUCCUUGUGGCGAAGGUCGCACAAGUCACGGGACUCCCGGAAGCCACGAUGCAGUUUGCCAAACCGUUCCAAUUCCAGGAAGUGAGUGUGAUGGACGUCGAGGAGUUCACGUGGUCCGAUCGAGACAGCGGACGCCGGUACACCAACCUGCAUGCGCUUGGCACCUACGGCGACCGCCUCCUCGUGUCGGACAGCGCGGUGCCGCUCAAGGAACUGUCCACUGAAGAACGCGCGGCCCUCUUGGCCCAAGUCGACAAGUCAAGCGGCAUCGACACACUGUACCACAACUCGUCGACUGUAUAUGGCCCCGUCGCGCCAAGCGGGCAGUAUGGAACAUCGACUUACCGGUAUGCCAAGCCAAAGGAAGCGGCGCUUGUAAUCCGGACCAAGUCGACCAAAUCGUCGAGCACCGCCGCCAGCGGCAGCGACAGUGUCCCGGUAUCGCCGGGGGUGUCCACCGACGACGAUGCGGACUCGAAGGAGUAUGAAAGGGCAGGAGGCGUGGCGCUGUUUGACGACCUGCAUUAAGACAAACGUAAUAAUUGUUGUCCUGCUCAUCUCGUUUGAGUGAACGCGUCAUGACGGGCGAAAAUCCAUUAGCAGGGUUGAAUGACGACUCGUUUGCUCCUGGGAAGGAUCCAAAUUUCUAAUGGGCGAGGCCCUUUUCAGCGGCGGCGGCAACUUCCUUGCAGUGGUAGUCAAAGAUGUUGCAGUCCGAGUACUUCCAAGGGUAAGGCUUGUUGCGGAUCUUGUUGUGGGAGUACACAGGGGCGUCGUGGUGGUCAGCAUGUUCAUGGUUGAAGUGGGCCGCAAAGCUGAUGACGGUAAACACACCCGUGAACGCAAUCGCGCCUUGCGAGAUGCGAGUCCACAAUUGCAUUUGCUGGAGAGCUUCAGCAUCCGAGCCGUGCGCGGACAUGUGGCGCACUUGGGAGGCGCGGGACACAGCGCGGGACAAGGACUUGGUCAAGAUCGCAGACUACUCACACAUACACCACAUGAGGUUUAUUCUCCUAGCGUUAUGGAGCCAA
Aphanomyces invadans is the source of this 4082-nucleotide messenger RNA. RefSeq lists its product as hypothetical. Gene Ontology annotation, cellular component: cytosol; nucleus. The transcript has 2 exons. Gene Ontology annotation, molecular function: cysteine-type endopeptidase activity; cysteine-type deubiquitinase activity. The coding region runs from base 46 to 3579 and encodes 1177 amino acids. The record is from RefSeq and is a predicted model, not a curated record. Gene Ontology annotation, biological process: protein deubiquitination. NCBI's taxonomy places the organism in Eukaryota, Oomycota, Saprolegniomycetes, Saprolegniales, Verrucalvaceae.